AUGCGGCAUGGGAAGUCACAGGGGAACCAAGACACAGCAACAUACACCACCACACCCGACCAUAACAUUCAGUUAACGGUGCAAGGCAUGGCCCAGGCCCUCCACACCGGCGAGCACCUCCAUCGCGUGAUGGGUAGUGAUGGCUGCUCCCCUGAUUGGCGGGUGCAGUUCUACGUGUUCCCCUAUGUCCACACCCAAUCGAUGUUCCAUGAGCUUAGGAAGUGUUUCUUGAAGAAGAGGGUCAUCGGCGUGAGGGAAGAGUUGCGAGUUCGAGAACGAGAUUUCAGGAACUUUCAGAAAGGGAUACUAUAUGAGCUUAUGGGGAGUGUAGAAGAUGUCCGAAAUGGAUUUUGGAUUUUCAACUCUAAAACUGUUUAA
Messenger RNA from Glycine soja, 378 nucleotides. Its product is annotated as phosphoglycerate mutase-like protein AT74. The coding region runs from base 1 to 378 and encodes 125 amino acids. Lineage: Eukaryota; Viridiplantae; Streptophyta; Magnoliopsida; Fabales; Fabaceae. The transcript is spliced from 2 exons. The record is from RefSeq and is a predicted model, not a curated record. Gene Ontology annotation, molecular function: phosphatase activity.